This is a messenger RNA of Durio zibethinus, 1303 nucleotides long. RefSeq lists its product as uncharacterized. Lineage: Eukaryota; Viridiplantae; Streptophyta; Magnoliopsida; Malvales; Malvaceae. The record is from RefSeq and is a predicted model, not a curated record.
AAGAAGACAUAACUGGAGAGGAUUUGGGCUUAUAUUUUACUAACUCCUUCUCAAAGCCCAAUUAUCAAUUUAAAGUAAAUAAUCUUUAUCUCAACUUAACUUCUCUUCUCUUCUUCUUCUCUUACCAGUCAGCCUGCCACGCGACGGUCACAUAAAUUCCGACCUCGUAGUCUCCUACCACCCUCCGUUCAGUUCAUCUUUCAAUCGCAACAGCACGUAGCCAAAAGGCGAAAAGGUCGCCUCUUUAUGUUCAAAAUAGUGUCAGACAAGUCCAUCUAAGAGAGCUUCUCUUUACACCGUAAUUGAGUUGGGACCUUGGGGCUUUAAGAGGAACUGAGGGACGAAGGGGUCAUUUAUGAGAGAAAUGGAUAACAAAUUGGCUCAACAGCUCUAUUCAGAAAGCUUGCAGCUAUCCAAUUUUCACUUGGGCCAUUCUUCAAUUGCCAACGGUUUCAAUGAGGCUGACAUUCAGGCUGAAGAUGGAUGUUUAUGGGGUGAUUCUGACGAGGAAUUGGAUAAAUCAUCUGAUUUAGACAGGGAGUGGCAGAGGAGGCAUGACCAGUUCCACACAAUUGGAUAUCGUGAUGGCCUGAUAGCAGGGAAACAAGCUUCUGCACAGGAAGGUUUUAAUAUUGGCUUUAAGCAAUCAGUUUCCAUAGGGUACAGCCGGGGCCUUGCCAGAGGUGUUACGAGCACUCUGGCUUGUCUUCCAGAUGAGUCGAGGGAGAAGUUGAUUGACACACAAGAAAAGAGAGAUGGAUUCCAGGAGUUUUACAAAUCCAUGAAUGCGCUUUCAACUACAGAUGCACUUAAGUUGUUUCAUGAUGAUAUUUUGACAAAAAAAGCUGGGGAUCAGAGUGAGCCUGCCGAGGCUGGUGUUAGUGUAGGUGGUUCACAAGAACAAAGCUCAAAUUCUGAUAGUUUGAGAAGUUAUACUGCUGAGCUUCAAUCACUUUUUCUUGAAUCGCCUGAAAUCAAACUACAAUUCUUCCAUCCAGAAGUUUCAACUCCUUAUGUUUGUUGAAAACUGAAUGCACAUUCUUGUUUUCGCCCACGAAGCUCAAAAGUAGAGCAUGAACAAAGCCUUAGGAAACGUUUGCAAGUAGUUUCCCAAGAUUCUUAUUACCAUCUUUUGUGAUUUAAAAAUGCAAAAGAAAUUUGAUUGUUUUACUAUUAUUACUUGUGUGAUAUACUCAAAAAUCUAGAAUUCUUGCUUCUGUGAUUUACUAUUAUUAAUAGUUUAAUACUUCUGUGAUUUAAAGAUUUCACAACAUAAUCAGACAUGCUUGGUUCCCUCUUCCCA